UGCAGCGCAUGCGCGAUGAGCGCGGCGGCCAGCCCGAACGCGGAAGUGCGCGGCCGGUGGCGGGACAAGAUGGCGGCCGCCGGGCUGCUGCCCGUGGCGGGGUUGCUCCUGCUGGUGCUGCCGGGGGCGCUGGGGAAGCGGAGCCAAGUGAAGACCCUGACGGACGGCACCUGGCGGGACUUGCUGCAGGGCGAGUGGAUGAUCGAGUUUUACGCGCCGUGGUGUCCUGCCUGCCAGAGCCUGCAGCCGGAGUGGGAGAAGUUUGCAGAAUGGGGGGAAGAUCUGGAGAUUAACAUCGCGAAGGUGGAUGUGACGGAAGAGCCAGGUCUAAGUGGGCGGUUUAUCAUAACAGCAUUGCCAACCAUCUACCACUGUAAAGAUGGAGAGUUUAGGAGGUAUCAGGGCCCAAGGACUAAAAAUGACUUCAUAAAUUUCAUCAGUGAUAAAGAAUGGAAAUCUAUUGAACCAGUUUCUUCCUGGUUUGGUCCUUCCUCGUUGAUGAUGAGCAGUAUGUCUGCUUUGUUUCAGUUAUCAAUGUGGAUCAGGCGUUGCCACAGUUACUUAACAGAGGACAUUGGCAUACCAGUUUGGGGAUCAUAUGCCAUUUUUGCAUUGGCAACUCUGUUUUCAGGACUGAUACUAGGACUUAUCAUGGUAUUUUUAGCAGACUGUCUCUGUCCCUCCAAAAGGCACAGACCACAGCAAUAUCCUUAUUCAAAAAAAUUAACAUCGGAAUCAUCCCGGUUCUUGAAAAAACUGGAUGAGGAGCAAGAAGCAGAUGAAGAAGACCUUUCAGAUGAUGAAGCAGAGAAUAAAGAGUUGGUAGACAGAGACUGUUCAACACAUGCUGUAAGACAGCGCCCUGUAAACCCUGCCGCCACAACAGAUAAAUCUUAGUUGCAUUUACUUAUGGAA
Molecule: messenger RNA, 915 nt
Organism: Alligator sinensis (Chinese alligator)
Lineage: Eukaryota; Metazoa; Chordata; Crocodylia; Alligatoridae
Gene: TMX1
Product: thioredoxin related transmembrane protein 1
Exons: 8
Coding region: 16-897 (293 amino acids)
Source: RefSeq, a predicted model, not a curated record